GGCGCGGCCGAGAUUUCGGGUCUGCGCGGGCUCUGGCCGCUCCCCGGCCUUGGCGGCGCGGCGCUCGGAGACAGUGGGACUGUGAUUUGUCAGCCUUCAUACAAUCAAUAGGAAAAAUGCCAAGUUCCAAAAGUAGCUCUGUGCCUUCAAAUAAUGAUAUUAAAAGUGAUGUUUCAAACCUGAGUGAACUGACAGUUUCAAAUGAGAGGGAGUUUGCCGAAAACAGUACAACAAGCCUGACUGAAAAGACUGGCUAUUGUGAUUCUGUAUACAUAAAUGCAGCUAAUAUUUUCCAAGGCAUUCAUAAUGAAAAGCCUCAGGAUAAAAUAUUGAUAAGUUAUGGUAAUGAACCACUACCAGCCCUGCCGAUCUUCAGGGAUGAAUGUUCCCAGCGUGCAUCUUAUGAACUGGCUUUCAGUGCUCUAAAGUAUCAAGAUCUUCUUGAGAACAUAUUGAUAGAUAGCUGCUUCUACCCGUGUCAGUCAAUUUCAGAUGAAUUGACUAGUUUAGUUGUUGUCAUGCUGUAUGACUUCCAAUAUCGAAAGUUCCAAGCCCGACAGAUUUCUGAUGAAGAGGAGCCAAUAGCUGAAGUCCAAGAAGUAGAGCAUUAUCUAUACAGUUUUAAGACUAAAUUGGCUGCUGCACUGGCAAGAUGUCGAAUUAAACACGAUGCUCUUUCAAUUGAACAUAUUCUACCAGAAACUAUACGGAAACAGGAAAAAAGGGCUUCUGCUUUACCUUUGUAUGCUUGGAUAAAUGCUCUUAAAAUCAGCCCUGAAGAAGUUUAUAGAAGUUUAACAAAAGAAGGAUUUACCAGAGUUGACUCUAUAUCAGAUUUGGAGGGUUAUACAUAUUGUCUGGACAAACACUGCCAGGAUGUGGUGGUGUUUCCUUCCUUUCUUAAAGAAGAACUACUCAGCUUGGAGCUUUUCACAGAUUACAAACUCUUAAUACAGGAUAAAUCUCGCAGCCUUGCUGUACAUUCUGUGAAAGCCUUAUUGAACACGGAUGACGACAUCAUAGUGGCUCAUAUGGGUUCCUGGUUGACUGUUGCCCAUAUAUCAGUGCUGACAAAUCAGAGCACAUCUAAAGUAUUUGUAUGUGGAGUAAAAUCACAGGCAAAGGGAGCUGAGCUGAAGGACAUGUUCAGAUGCCUGGACUGUAAAAAUACUGUGCUACUAUGUGAGGAUUUUACAGAGAUUGAACCAACAGAUUACAGACUGCAAAAAGCAAAAGUUAUUCUGUUGCUACCUCGAUGUUCAGGACUGGGUGUUAGUAACCCAAUAGAAUUUAUUCUAAAUGAACAUGAAGAUGCAGGAUUGUUUAAAGACCUUUUCCAAGGAUCUGUAGCUGAAGAUAAACUUGGUGUUCUCGCUGAGCAGCAAUUUAAGGAGUUAGUGCAUGCUAUGCAGUUUAAUAAAGUGCAAGCCAUUGUCUAUUGCACUUGUUCAAUUUACAAAGAGGAAAAUGAAGAAGUAGUGAACAAAGCUCUAGAAUAUGGAGUGGAAGGAGGUAAAGUACAACCUUACAGGCUUAGUCCACCUGUUCUUCCUCUCUGCUGCAACUCAGAGAUCUCUUCUGAUUCGUUCUUCAAAAUGGAGCCAUCUGAGAUUUCCAAUUGUUGUUUCUUAGCAGUCCUAGCAAGAGAGAAGGACCCAUCUGAGUCUGUAUCUGUUAAAGACAUUUUGGCUCGUGCUGCAGCCAAAGGACUAUUAGAAGGCAUUGAAAUAGAAAAACCCUCAAAGAAAGAAGAGAAAAAGAAGAAGAAAUCAAAAGUAGUGCAGCAAAGAAACAUGCGUAAAGAUAUCUCAGCACAAACAAAAAUUGCAGAAUUCUUGGGCCGAGAGAUGGUAUCUGUUAAAUCUAAUUCUGAAAUUUCAGUAUCAAAAGCAAUUAGUAAUUCUGAGAAAAACAAUCUGAGCCAAACAAACAGUUCUGUUCAAGGGAAGAAACUGACCAAACCUGUCUCAAACUCCUCCCUGCCUAGGAUGUUGAAGAACAUACCUAAUCCAUCAACUAUGAAUAAAGUGCUUGAGAAACGGACAAAUAUUAAGCCACGGGCAGAAGAUAAAAUGGUUGUACUAAAACCUGUAGAGAUAGUUCUGCCUCCAGUAAUGGUGCCAUACUUCAACCCACAAGGCAACAAAUCCAGAAUUGCAGCUCACCAUUAUUACUAUCACUGGAUUGGAAUAAAGAGCUCAACACAUGGCUUGCUUGUACCGUCUGUGUCAAAAAGACUGAUGAAAUCGAAAGAAACAUUACCUUCAGCUGUGAUUAAACAUCCUCAACCAUGGCUUUGAAGAUGGUCUCCUGUUACCGGACAAAGGAAGUGUCCAAUGCUGUUGAACGGCAUUUCCCAAGAAGUGUACCAGUUUCCAAAUAUCAUGGACCAGUGACAAGAGAGACGAGACAUUUUAUGCAGCUAAAUUUAUUCUCACAACAGAUUACAUUUAAUGUGUAAAAGUGGUCAACAGCAACAAAAAAAAAAUCCUUUUCAGAUUCAGUCAGCUGCUUUAUGUAACACUGAACUCUGAUAAACAGUGGGUGUGUUUUCCUUUCUCUUUUGCAAAUAUUAAAAUAAAUCAAACCUACUUCUGCUGACUGUACAGCACAGGUUUUAGCAAUGUAUUAAGAUAACUAAGGCUGCCACAUAAAGGAGUAAUGGUACUAAGGUGUGGGCUCUAACGCUUGAGCCAAUAUCAGCUGUUGAAAUAAGAAUAGCUCCAUUUUCCACAAGUGAUUUACUAACACUUUCAUAUCCCUGCUUCAAUGAUUUAUGGAACAUUUGAUACAAUUAAAA
Molecule: messenger RNA, 2800 nt
Organism: Gavialis gangeticus (Gharial)
Lineage: Eukaryota; Metazoa; Chordata; Crocodylia; Gavialidae
Gene: NSUN7
Product: NOP2/Sun RNA methyltransferase family member 7
Exons: 13
Coding region: 117-2300 (727 amino acids)
Molecular function (GO): methyltransferase activity
Source: RefSeq, a predicted model, not a curated record